Molecule: messenger RNA, 174 nt
Organism: Ectocarpus siliculosus
Lineage: Eukaryota; Phaeophyceae; Ectocarpales; Ectocarpaceae
Source: the annotation of a GenBank genome assembly
AUGAUGAUGGUGGUGUUUCGCGUAGUUCUGAUCCUCCCGGUGGUUGUGAUGGCGCCAUUGUUGGAGGGAUCUCCGGUAUCUCCGGUAUCUCCGGCGGAAGCCUCAGUGACAGUGACAGUCAUCAAGGCCUUCCGCGGUAUAUGGAUGGCCGGGCAGGGGUGCGAGGCGACAUAG